Acanthosepion pharaonis is the source of this 4221-nucleotide messenger RNA. The record is from the annotation of a GenBank genome assembly. Lineage: Eukaryota; Metazoa; Mollusca; Cephalopoda; Sepiida; Sepiidae.
AUGAACGAAGCGUGUGGAUGCUAUGGGGGCGUCCCCAACGGACGACCUUGUCUCAUCUCUUAUGGAUUUUUUUUCUUUUCUUUUCAACACGUUUCUUUUCUGGGUUUAAAAGCAGACCAAUCGGUGGAAUACGGAGUUCGACAGUGUCAAGAAAUCGCCAGUAUUCUUCAUAGAAUGGUUGCAAGUGGUCAUAUAUUUGUGUCACCGGAACAUGUAAAAGACCGUUUGGAGCCAGGAAUUUGUAGUAAAAAUGACAGAGUUGAUGAUAAUUCUGUAGUCAGAGCUAGAGGUCUUCCAUGGCAAUCAUCGGAUCAAGACAUUGCCAGGUUUUUUAAAGGUCUUAAUAUUAUGAGGGGUGGCGUUGCUCUCUGCCUCAGUCAACAAGGGCGCCGUAACGGUGAGGCACUAAUUUGGUUUGAAAGCGAGGAACAUCGGGAUCUUGCUCUGAAAAGACAUAAACAUCACAUUGGACAGCGAUACAUCGAAGUGUACAAAGCAACCGGAAAGGACUUUGUCAAUGUCGCUGGGGGAAGCAAUCUUGAAGCUCAAGCUUUCCUCUCCAGAGGUGGCCAAGUGAUUAUCCGAAUGCGGGGUCUGCCAUUUACUGCUACUCUCCAGCAAGUGUUGGAGUUUUUCAGUCGGGAACCGAAUGGCUGUCAAGUUCUUGAUGGGGAAGACGGAAUACUUUUUGUCUACUAUCCGGACGGCCGUUCCACUGGUGAUGCAUUUGUGCUGUUUGCAUCUGAAGACGAGGCUAAUAAGGCUCUGAAGAAACACCGAGAAAUCAUGGGAACUCGUUACAUAGAACUAUUCAAGAGCACAAUGGCAGAAGUACAACAGGUCUUGAAUCGCAGCAUGGACCCUCGAAAUCCUGAGCAGCAGGAGACUGCCCUUCCACCAUUGAUUGCCCAAUUACCACCUCACCAUACUUCCGUUCCUAUCCUGCCCCAGAAUAUCAUUACCAGCGGUUGUAAACGCGACUGUAUUCGUUUACGCAAUCUACCUAUCGGUGCCCAAGUAACAGACAUACUCGCUUUUCUUGCUGAAUACUCUCAAUAUAUUGUCUACCAAGGCGUCCACAUGGUGUACGGCUCAAACUUAAUGUCCAAGCUACAGUAUUGUCUGGGCGAGCUUUCAGGCGAAGCUUUUAUACAAAUGAACUCCGAAGAGUCCGCACAUUUGACAGCGCUUAACAAACACAAAAAGCAUAUGAUCUUUGCUAACAAGAAACGAAUUAUCGAUGUUAUUCAAUGUUCUGGAGAGGACAUGAGCCUCGUUCUCGCUAGCGGUGUACCAGCAAUUAUUCCACCUCACACACCUAUUCUUCCACGGCAGAUGAUAGCUCCACGUAAGUCUGACACGUACUUGUUUUUCUGGUUUUUUUUUUUUUUUUUGGGGGGUCUCCUUAUUUUUCCUGUUGUGGGGGUAAGGGUUCUUUUUUUCUCGUGUUUUUUUUUUCUUCUUCCCUCUUCUUCCCCCACUUUUUCUUCUUCCCCUUUUUUUUCUUCUUCCCCCUUUUUUCUUCUCCCCCUUUUUUUCUUCUUCCCCCUUUUUUUUUUCUUCUUCUUCCCCUUUAUUUUUCUUCUUCUUCUUCCCUCUUUUUAUUUUUCUUCUUCUUCUUCCCUCUUUUUCUUCUUCUUCUUCUUCCUCUUUUCUUCUUCUUCUUCUUCCCUUUUCUUCUUCUUUCCCUCUUUAUUUUUCUUCUUCUUCUUCCCUCUUUAUUUUUUCUUCUUCUUCUUCUUUAUUUUUUUUCUUCUUCUUCCCUCUUUAUUUUCUUCUUCUUCUUCCCUCUUUAUUUUUUCUUCUUCUUCCCUCUUUUUUUCUUCUUCUUUUUCUUUUUUUUCUUCUUCUUCUUCCUCUUUUUUUUUUCUUCUUCUUCCCUCUUUAUUUUUCUUCUUCUUCUUCCCUCUUUAUUUUUUCUUCUUCUUCCCUCUUUAUUUUUUCUUCUUCUUCUUCCUCCUUUUUUUUCUUCUUCUUCUUCUUCUUUAUUUUUUUUCUUCUUCUUCCCUCUUUAUUUUUCUUUCUUCUUAUUUUUCUCUUUUCUUUAUUUUCUUCUUCUUCUUCCCUCUUUAUUUUUUUUCUUCUUCUUCCCUCUUUAUUUUUUCUUCUUCUUCUUCCUCUUUAUUUUUCUUCUUAUUUUUAUUUUUCUUCUUCUUCCCUCUUUAUUUUUUCUUCUUCUUCUUCCCUCUUUAUUUUUCUUCUUCUUCUUCCUCUUUAUUUUUUUUUUCUUCUUCCUCUUUAUUUUUUCUUCUUCUUCCCUUUAUUUUUCUUCUUCUUCUUCCCUCUUUAUUUUUUUUCUUCUUCUUCCUCUUUAUUUUUUUCUUUCUUCUUCUUCUUUAUUUUCUUUUCUUCUUUCUUCCUCUUUCUUUUUUCUCUUUAUUUCUUCUUCUUCCUCUUUAUUUUUUUUCUUCUUCUUCCCUCUUUUUUUUCUUCUUCUUCUUCCUCUUUAUUUUUCUUCUUCUUCUUCCUCUUUUUUUUUCUUCUUCUUCUUCCCUCUUUAUUUUUUCUUCUUUCUUUAUUUUUCUUUUUCUUCUUUUCUUCCUCUCUUUAUUUUCUUCUUCUUCUUCCCUCUUUAUUUUUCUUCUUCUUCUUUCUUUAUUUUUCUUCUUCUUCCUCUUUAUUUUUUCUUCUUCUUCUUCCCUCUUUAUUUUUCUUCUUCUUCUUCCUCUUUUUUUUUCUUCUUCUUCUUCCCUUUAUUUUUCUUCUUCUUCUUCCUCUUUUUUUUCUUCUUCUUCUUCCUCUUUAUUUUCUUUCUUCUCUUUAUUUUUCUUCUUCUUCUUCCUUUAUUUUUCUUUCUUCUUCUUCCUCUUUAUUUUUCUUCUUCUUCUUCCUUUUUUUUUUCUUCUUCUUCUUCCCUCUUUAUUUUUUCUUUUCUUCUUCCUCUUUAUUUUUCUUCUUCUUCUUCCCUUUUUAUUUUUCUUCUUCUUCUUCCCUUUUUUUUUUCUUCUUCUUCUUUCUUUUUUUUUCUUCUUCUUCUUCCCUCUUUAUUUUUCUUCUUCUUCUUCCCUCUUUAUUUUUCUUCUUCUUCUUCCCUCUUUAUUUUUCUUCUUCUUCUUCCCUCUUUAUUUUUCUUCUUCUUCUUCCCUCUUUAUUUUUCUUCUUCUUCUUCCCUCUUUAUUUUUCUCUUCUUCUUCUUCUCUUUAUUUUUCUCCUUCUUCUUCUUCCCUCUUUCUUCUCCUUCUUCUUCCCUUUAUUUUUUCCUUCUUCUUCUUCCCUCUUUAUUUUUUUCUUCUUCUUCUUUUCUUUAUUUUUCUUCCUCUUUAUUUUUUUCUUUUUUCUUCCUCUUUUUUUCUUCUUCCUUUCUUUAUUUUUCUUCUUCUUCCUCUUUAUUUUUUCUUCUUCUUCCUCUUUAUUUUUCUUCUUCUUCCUCUUUAUUUUCUUCUUCUUUCUUUUUUCUUCUUCUUCUUCCUUUUUUUUUUUCUUCUUUUUUUUUUUCUUCUUCUUCUUCUUUCUUUUUUUUCUUCUUCUUCUUUCUUUUUUUUUUUCUUCUUCUUUUUUUUCUUCUUCUUCUUCUUUUUUUUUUUUUUCUUCUUUCUUCUUUUUUUUUUCUUCUUCUUCUUCUUCCUCUUUUUUUCUUCUUCUUUUCUUCUCUUUUUUUUUUUCUUCUUCUUCUUCUUUUUUUUUUUUCCUUUUUCUUCUUCUUCCUUUUUUUUUUUUCUUCUUCUUCUUUUUUUUUUUUUCUUCUUCUUCUUCCUUUUUUUUUUCUUCUUCUUCUUCUUUUUUUUUUUCUUCUUCUUCUUCUUCCCUCUUUUUUAUUUUUCUUCUUCUUCUUCCCUCUUUAUUUUUUAUGGUGCCACGAUAAUUCCUACAACGACGGCUCUUGCAGGGAGCCUUCCAUACAACCAGAUCCCGCAGCCGGUCCAUACCUAUCCAUCGCCCUUGACACACAUCUCCGCCAGACCGCCUCCCUACUACCAACCGAUCCUCUAUUGGUACCCCAGUCCACCGGUUUCACCGCAGACAUAUUACGCUCAAAGCGGCCCUUCAGUAGUUGUUAUGAGGGGGCUGCCUUACAAUUCAUCCGUCCAAGAUAUUGUUAAUUUUUUCCAGGGAUUUCCUGAGGUAUCUCCAGAAUGUGUCCAAAUUCAACAGAAUAAUGAUGGCCGGCCGAAUGGUGAUGCUCUGGUGACAUUUGCUAGCCGAUGCGAAGCGGAACGCGCUAUCACAGAACGAAACAGACACAACAUCGGCAGCCGUUAUAUAGAAUUAUUUAUGGCUUGA